AUGGAAGUGGUUGGCCUGAUUUCGGGCGGCAAGGACAGCUGCUACAAUCUAAUGUGCGCGGUCCGAGAAGGACACAAACUGGUGGCUCUCGCCAAUUUGUACCCACCAAAAGACGCGAAGACCGACGAACUGGACUCAUACAUGUAUCAGAGUGUGGGGGCGGACGGCGUCGAGGUACGCUUCUGAAAAGAUAAAAAGAGAGAAACAGUUUCAGUUGUACGGAGAAGCGAUGGGAUUGCCGUUGUACCGGCGGGAAAUCAGCGGGGAGCCGAAAAAUCAGAAGGCGGAAUACGAGAUGACGGAAGGCGACGAAGUGGAGGAUCUGUACGAACUGCUGAGGGAAGUGAAAAAGAAGCACCCGAGCGUACGCGGAGUCUCCGCCGGAGCCAUUCUCUCCAGCUAUCAGAAAGUGCGCGUGGAGGACGUGUGCUCGCGGCUCGGACUCACUCCGCUGUGCUUUCUGUGGGAAAGAGAACAAAAUGUGAGUCAGAUAGAGUUUCGAACGUUUAAAUUUCUUAAUUUUAAAGCAACUUGGGACGCGUGCCUAGCGAAAUAGGGUUUGCAAAAACGGACCAAAGCUUGAUUUGAGCAACAGUGGAAAAUUGGUGUAUUAGGACACAAAUCGGGUCAUUUUAUGUUUUUUGUGUCAUGAACCUCUGGGACAUUUCUGAAAUUGUUUCUGGAAGGAUGCACAGGCAAUUAUCUUCUAAAAAUUAAAAUUUUACCCAAAAAACUAGUAAAAGCUUUGACUUUCCGAAAGUUGACGAUACUCUUUCCGGCAAUUGCCUAGUUGCCAAAGUUUGGCGUUGCCGCACAACCCAGAUUCCGAUCAAAAGAAUGAAAGUUAAAAUAUGGAAGAAUUCGCUGCGCAUCGCACCAGAAACGUCCAAUUCGUCGUCAUGGAAACCGACAGCGUCUAUUUAUAUCUUCAGUGAACAAAAAAAUAUAUUAAACCGUAAAAAUGACAGAAAAGCAGCGAGAAAUGGAAAACCCGCCGGAAAGUUUCAAAUUUCCGCCGCGCACUUCGAUUUCUUGACGUCAUCAUCAUUCAGGGCCUGCUCGCUGAAAUGGUUUCCGACGGACUCGACGCGAUUCUCAUCAAAGUAGCCGCGAUCGGGCUCGGCGAGCAACAUUUGGGAAAGACGCUCGCGGAAAUGGCGCCGAUUAUGCGUACGCUUCAGGAGAAAUACGGGGUGCAUCCGUGCGGAGAGGGCGGAGAAUUCGAGUCGUUCGUCAGAGAUUGCCCCCUUUUCAAGAAGCGAAUCGUCGUCGAUGAGACCGAGGUAUUCUGAAGAAGCACGUCUACAUUCUGUAUUUGUUAAUUUCAGACUGUGACCCAUCAGGACGACCCGAUUGCUCCCGUCUUUUACCUCCGUCUUAAGAAGAUGCACUUGGAGGAUAAGUGA
This is a messenger RNA of Caenorhabditis sp. 36 PRJEB53466, 1406 nucleotides long. The record is from the annotation of a GenBank genome assembly. Lineage: Eukaryota; Metazoa; Nematoda; Chromadorea; Rhabditida; Rhabditidae.